This is a messenger RNA of Zingiber officinale, 1334 nucleotides long. Its product is annotated as probable xyloglucan endotransglucosylase/hydrolase protein 33. Gene Ontology annotation, molecular function: xyloglucan:xyloglucosyl transferase activity; hydrolase activity, hydrolyzing O-glycosyl compounds. Bases 160 to 1119 code for a protein of 319 amino acids. The transcript has 4 exons. Gene Ontology annotation, cellular component: apoplast; cell wall. The record is from RefSeq and is a predicted model, not a curated record. NCBI's taxonomy places the organism in Eukaryota, Viridiplantae, Streptophyta, Magnoliopsida, Zingiberales, Zingiberaceae. Gene Ontology annotation, biological process: xyloglucan metabolic process; cell wall biogenesis.
UACGACGACAAAUUAUCUCUUGCCAUUGAAAUUUUUUCCUGAAAUCUCGUGCACUUAUGUCCUGAUCAACACCCAUACUCCGAUCUCUUUAAAUAUUAGAGAUGAGAGGAGAGGCGAGGAGCAUACCAACCAUUUGUCCGGCCUCUCACUAUCGACAAGAUGCUCUCCAUCACCCACACGGCGUUGUACGUUGCCUUCAGCCUCAUCUCCUUGGUAACCGUUGCCUCGUCCAUGCGCCACAACUCACCGAUCCCUCCGCCGACUACCAGCCUGACUGACCGCUUCCCCCACCUCGGCUUCGAUGCCGCAUUCACCUACCUUUUCGGUGGCAAGAACAUAAAGAAGAUCAACGACGGCUCAUGUGUCAGUAUCACGCUUGACAAUUCUUCUGGAUGUGGAUUCAAGUCAAAAGAAAUGUAUUACUAUGGCUUCUUCAGCGCGGCCAUCAAACUGCCAUCGGAUUAUUCUGCAGGAGUCGUGGUGGCAUUCUAUGUGUCUAAUUCACAAGUCUACCCGCAUAACCAUGAUGAGAUCGAUUUCGAGUUUUUGGGCCAUGAGAAGAGGAAGGACUGGGCACUGCAGACUAAUAUCUAUGGCAACGGCAGUACAGCGACUGGCCGCGAGGAGAAGUUCUACUUGUGGUUCGACCCGACUAUAGAUUUCCACGAGUACAGCAUUGUUUGGAACCAGUAUCACAUAGUAUUCCUGGUGGACAACAUCCCAGUUAGAGAGGUGAGCCACAAUGAGGCCAUGUCGAGAGCUUAUCCCUCAAAGCCCAUGUCAGUUUAUGCGACAAUCUGGGACGGCUCAGAUUGGGCUACUCAUGGAGGGAAGAAGCCUGUGAACUACAAAGUUGGACCUUUUGUUGCAUGGUUUAAAGAUCUUGAGAUGGCUGGUUGUGCAUGGAAUCAAACUAGCCCAGCUGCUUCGUGCAGCAAGAGAGGAAGUCUGAGUCGUGAUCCGGUGGAGGGGAACGAAUUCAUGAAGCUAUCAGAACAACAACAGAGGGGAAUGCAGUGGGCAAGGAGCAAGUUCAUGUUCUAUUCAUACUGCGAUGACUUGAAAAGGUUCCCAGUGUUACCAAUGGAGUGCAGAGGCCGGGGGAAAAGUUUGACAUGAAAGUUGAGCAAGUUGAUGUUCUAUUCAUACUGCAAUUAAUUAGUUUCGCUUUAUUUCUUUAUUGUUGAUUUAAGGUUUAAGUGAAGAUUGUAUUUGGCAAAAAUUGGAAGAACAAUAUCUAAUGGCUACUAGCCACUGGUGCACACUAGGUGCACUUGCCUCCAAUGUGUAUUUUUAUAUAUGCCUAUCACAUUCCAUAAAUAUGAUCUAAAUAA